Necator americanus (New World hookworm) is the source of this 582-nucleotide messenger RNA. RefSeq lists its product as uncharacterized. Bases 1 to 582 code for a protein of 193 amino acids. The transcript has 3 exons. The record is from RefSeq and is a predicted model, not a curated record. NCBI's taxonomy places the organism in Eukaryota, Metazoa, Nematoda, Chromadorea, Rhabditida, Ancylostomatidae.
AUGGUGAAACCGGAACGACGAAGUGUGACGAGUGUAGCUCAAGAGUUUGGUAUUGUUCACAGCAUUGUUUCACGUGGGUCUAGAGCGUUCCGAACCACAGCCAUUGCUUCCCGAAGAAGAGGCGGUGGUCGACCACGGUUAACUACGGCGGAAGAUGACCGCUACAUUGUGCAACGGGCAAGAAGGGACCCAUGUCCGUUAGUGCUUUUCGAUGUCGCGCAUUGUCACAGAAAAAUUAAGAGGCCCAAAUACACCCCUAAAAAGACGCAAAUGGGAAAGGAGUACAGUGUCAAAGUAACGUUGACUGGUGAUUGUACCAUGUUCAAAGACUCUGAGCACCAUCGCAAACGGUGCCGCCGAUUUGCUGAAAUCAACGGAGCACAACGUACUGGUUCUUGGGCAAAGAGUCCACCUCCAUGCAGCCGUGCCACUGUAGAGAUUAACCGUGGUCGACCACCUCGUCUCCUUCGGAAAGCGGUGGCUGUGGUUCGGAACGCUCUAGACACCGUGAAACAAUGCUGUGAACGAUACCAAACUCCUGGGCUACAGACGUCACACUCCGUCCUUCCAGUUUCACGAUGA